This is a messenger RNA of Anarrhichthys ocellatus (wolf-eel), 1057 nucleotides long. RefSeq names its product bone morphogenetic protein 8A-like. Gene Ontology annotation, cellular component: extracellular region. Gene Ontology annotation, molecular function: cytokine activity. Lineage: Eukaryota; Metazoa; Chordata; Actinopteri; Perciformes; Anarhichadidae. The annotation marks the transcript as partial. The record is from RefSeq and is a predicted model, not a curated record. The transcript is spliced from 4 exons.
CUCUCUGCAGUGGAGCAGGAGCGUGACCUGUUGCAGCCUCGUCCGUACUGGAAGGAGUUUCGUUUCGAUCUGACUCCCCUCCCUCAGGGUGAGACGGUGACGGCGGCAGAGUUUCGCAUUUACAAGACUCUGACGAUGGGCCAGAGGGCCAACCGAACACUGCACAUCUCCGUCUACGAGAUCCAACGAGAGAGCAAACACAGAGAACCAGAGCUGGUGCUGCUGGACAUGCAGUCAGUGCCUGCAGGACAGGAGGGCUGGCUGGCCUUUGACGUCACCUCGGCCUCCAACCAUUGGCUCCUCCACCCCCGCAGCAACCUGGGCAUACGUCUCUAUGUGGAGACAGAGGAGGACCGCUCCCUGUCUGCAGGCUGGAUCGGGCUGGUGGGCCGCAGGGGCCCUCGCUCCAAACAGCCCUUCAUGGUGACCUUCUUCAGGGAGAAUCAGGUCCCGUGUCGGCCGCCGCGAGCUGUGAAGCCACAUCCCCGCAAGAAGAAACCCAAAUACGACCUCCCAGUCCCCAGCAUCCAUAAUCGGAGUCCUGUAAACAGCGGAGGUCAGGCCUGUAAAAAACAUGAACUCUACGUCAGCUUCAGUGACCUGGGAUGGAAGGUCAGCUGUGAAUUUAACUUCUUUGAUUCUUGUUUUGGCUUCAGGAGUAUUUAGUCCUUUAAUUUCUUCCUCCAGUUUCAUUAAUCUACUUACUUUACUUCUUGCAUACAAUGACAGUAUGAUUGUUCAAGCAGAAAGCAGGAUCAUUUAGUGGGCUGAAAGAAGUCCAUUAUAUCACCGUGUCAUACUUGGGCUGUAACUAGUUAUUCUGUCGCUUCGAUGCAUUUCUUUGCUUCAUCCUGAACAUUUUUCAAACAGUAAUUGCAUUUCUUAUAACAAUUCGUUCAAACAGCACCGCUUAAUGGCUUACCUGCAAAAGUCGUUAAAAAAAGUCAUAGUAAAAAAAAUAAUGCUAUAGUAUGUAGAAAACAGUAUGUCGUAAAAAUGCACAGUAUGUAAAAAACAUUUUAGGCAUAGGAUAGUGUGUAUGAUGAAAUGAUGUGAA